Molecule: messenger RNA, 1767 nt
Organism: Acytostelium subglobosum LB1
Lineage: Eukaryota; Evosea; Eumycetozoa; Acytosteliales; Acytosteliaceae
Exons: 8
Coding region: 1-1767 (588 amino acids)
Source: RefSeq, a predicted model, not a curated record
AUGGUCAAAGAAAAGAUAACUGGUGAUACACUGUCUACUUCAAGCGUCCAAGAACUUCAAAAGAGUGGUUUCUCAUUGGGCACUGCAAAGAAAUUGAUUGCUCUUGUCUCCCAACCAACUUUAUCACCAGGUAUUCAGUCUCCUUGCAGCUCAACAAGUUGGCGCAAUCUGCUCGGAAUCAUGGUUGCUAUCUCGCCCAAGGUCCUUUCAGAAGUGGCAAGACUAGUCAUCUCAAAGCUCUUCUCUCAGUCAUACAAGCCGAUUACUGCGUCAUUCCGUCAAUAUUCGUGUAGGAUGACAAUGAACGAGACUGCCUCCUCAGACAUGUGGUCAUGGAUGACAACACAGAUCAGAUAUACAUGCAAGGAUAUACCGGAUAUCAAGAAUGCCGAUGGAUUUCACAAUCUCUUCACAUUUGCCAAUGGCGCUCACUUUGGAAACAAAUCCGUUGUAUUGCUGAUUGACGAGUUCCAGAUGAUAGAGACCUGCGUACAUAGGAAAGAUUUCCUUAUCACUCUGAAGGCAAUCAUGGACGACAUCACCAUGACUCACAAUCUCUGGAGCGUCAUUGGAUUUGGCACAUCUCAGUUGGUCACUCUUGCUCAAUCCGAUGAAUUCAAGAAGAAGUUCAAGGACACUUUCAGCCCGUUUCCUCUCAACAAUGUCAUCUACAUUGAACCACUUCCCCGACACGAGGUCUCAUUGCUUCUCCAGAGAUGGGCAAGCGACAGGAGUGUCAAAAUCGAAGCCAAAACGGUUGAGGAGAUCUACAAUACCACUGGAGGAUAUGCAGGCCUUUUGGGAAUCAUUGGAAUCAUCUUGGACAAUAGUUUCCCCACGAUCAUUGCCAAACAUUCAGGGCUAAUCGACUCCAAGGUGUGGCUUUGGCUGAGGACCAUGGCAACCAAUCUAUUUCUCGAGCAAGAUCAGUUCAAACGGUUGACCGAGUUGGUCCUCAGCGACAAGUCUCUUUCUCGGCUCAUUCCAAUAAUUGUUGGAAGUGGCGAGCCGUUUAUUUUCAAAGGUGAGGACUAUGUGAGCGCCCUCACUCUGUGUGCUUUUGGAGUUCUGUGGCCAGAAGAGAAGCACACCUUCAAUCUAUGUUCACCUCUGAUGCGACAGUUGCUGCUCUCUGAGCUGUAUCGACCUAUUGACCAGUUUACAUUGCCAAAGGAUUGGCCAGAGGACAUUCAAUCACUUCUUGAGGCAGUGUUUCAACGAUUCGACUUCUCCUUGUUCCUCGUCAAUGAGUCGUUAAACUUCACAACAAACUAUCCAUCAGAGUACAACUUCCAAGCAGAGUUCUUUGCCGUCCUACAGCGCGGCCUCCAACUUUAUAACUUCACAAACAAGACUUUCUAUGUUGCCUCGACCGAGCCAAAAGCACCUGGAAUGGGCCGAUCGCGUGGAGACAUACUCGUUCAGAAUGGGAAGAGAAUAUUGUUCGAGCUCAAGUCACACCAAACCUGGAAAGAUUACAAAGAUCUUGAGAGUGCGAUGUUGCAGGUACUAGAGUAUUCUUACUACUUGGAUUCCAAACAGAUUGUCAUUUUGAACUUGGUCCCAGUGGCAACACAAAUCUCCAACAUUAAGAUAGACUUUACAAACCUCCAAGGAAGAUCGUUGACAGUGUUUGAAGCCGUUUGGAAUGGAGGAAAAGUGGUCCUCAACACCCCAAAGCGCACCACCCAUUCCUCUUUGAUCACUGCUCUCCAACUCGAGCUGGCCAUCCAGAAAGCCAGCAAUGAAGAUGCUAAGCAGUCAUAG